Messenger RNA from Brienomyrus brachyistius, 7929 nucleotides. Its product is annotated as estrogen-related receptor gamma-like. Lineage: Eukaryota; Metazoa; Chordata; Actinopteri; Osteoglossiformes; Mormyridae. Gene Ontology annotation, biological process: regulation of DNA-templated transcription. Gene Ontology annotation, cellular component: nucleus. Gene Ontology annotation, molecular function: DNA-binding transcription factor activity; steroid binding; sequence-specific DNA binding. The transcript is spliced from 9 exons. The record is from RefSeq and is a predicted model, not a curated record. The coding region runs from base 3141 to 4457 and encodes 438 amino acids.
AACUGAGCGAGAGAGUAGCCGCGAGCCGCUGCAUUUUCCAUGCCUUCUAAAGCAAUGUGCGAUUUACAGCGGUGCGUAUCUAUGGAACCAAGGAAUUGCACGACAUUGUCGUCCUUACAAAGAGGUACAGAGGGGAAGAGAGAAAGAAAUCAGCGGUAUAAGGGGUUUCAGUCGUGGGUGGACGUAACGGAGAACCUGUAGACGCAAAGGGGAGAGGGAGGAGAAACGGCAAGGGGUGUACGCACAACUAUUGCUAAUAGUAUUAACGUAAGACGAGAAGAGACUCCGCCAAGGUAUGUAAAUAUGCACGCCGAAUUGCAGAAUUUGGAUUGAAAGGUGGAAUAUUAUGGAACCUUUUUUUUGUUUGUUUUUUGCAUUGCCAAGUUAAAGGACAGUAUAUUGCAAACUCACCAAAUGUUCGUCAGCUGGUAUUCUCCACAUUUCCUUAGACAGCCACUAACCUUCACCCUUGCGCUAUACAGACGUUUUCUCGCAGGUUUUAUUUACUGAAACAGGGGGGGUGCCUUAAACUGCACGUCUUCGUGUUUUUAUUUUGAAAGGACUUGAGUUUUUAGGCACGUUAAGAAGUUGUCUGAGUGAAUCGUUUGGUCCGAGUAUUGUGUCUGCGAAGACCGGUAAGUACUGUAAGGGAUGGUAUAAUUGGUAUGUCGGACUGUAUGUGCUUGUUUUCCGAUAUAUGCCAUUAAGUUAAAGCCUACUAUUUGUCAGUAAUUAACAAGUGUCUCCGCAUGAUUUUUAAUUUGACAGUUGUUCGCAGUUCUUGAUGCAUGGGUGCUUUAGCUAAAUUAUAAGCCUUUUUAUAUAUAAUGUUAAUGUUUGUGAAAGUAGCUUAUAUGAAUGCCUAAGUAGCUGUAAAUCGUUUCUUAAAGUGGGCAUUUUAAUGCAUCCCUAAUGCAACUGGAAAAUAGCAGUGUAAUGCUAUUUAGCAUAGUACUUUUCAGUUAAACUCAAUCGAUGCAGAUUCCAUGUUGGCUUACUGAGGCUGACAGUGAAAUGCGUCUGGUUAUUGUAACGUUACGUGACAAGGGUUACUUAGUUCUUAAAAAGAAGUCCGCAAGUCAGUCAUUCCCAGUCCGCCAACCAGAGAGUCGUGUCCCGUUUGUCUAAAUUUACCUCAAACAGAAGGACCCAAAAUAGACUCACACCACUACCCUGCUCGAACAACUGAAGCUAUCGGCGUCCUAGUAUUCUAGGUAUUUCUAAUGGCACGUGUCUUUGUCCUGGCGGAAACAGUCGAAAUUUAUCUACGCGUGCGCGCUCACACGCUCGCACACAUGUAUAUGUGUAUAUAUAUAUAUAUAUGUAUGUCUGUGUGUAUAUAUGAAUAUAUACACACACUUAGACACGUAGGUAGUGGUGCAGCGUGUUAUUGUAAUUCGUGACGAGCUUUUACACCAGUUUCUCAGUUAAAUCAUUAACUUGAUUUUUAAUAGCUUACAGUUACAAUAAUUUUAUAAUAUAGCGUAAUAGUAUAUAAUAUAAUAGGUAAGCAGGUAAGUAAAAUAUGCAUUUUAUAUAUUAUAUCAAAGUCGAACCACAACAAUGAGCUUUACUCUUCUGUAUUGUCAGGGAUGGACUGAGAGUUUCAAAACCACAAUUUGGAAACCUUUCUCCAAGUCGUCGUAAUCCUUUUUUGCCGUUACCGUUUAGAAUGAUUUACAGAUCACCUGUGAGGUUGUUGUCCUGUGGGCUUGUGUGGCUUUAACCCUGUGUUGCAUAGUCAGUGGCCUGACUAGGUAGUCGGACGCCCGUUUUGCGACUGACCUUUGAAAGAAUUCAAAGGGCACCCAAGCGGCAUGGACAUUAAAGGAUGUGUGUUCCCUGGAUCGUAAACCUGGCUCGAACUUCAAAUAGUUUUCAAGCCAUCAGGAGUUUUUGUUCUUCCAAUUUAAAAUAAAGCGUGUCACAUAAAAAUCCCUUAUGAGGUUGUGGUAGAAAGUUUUUUUGUGGGUUUUUUUUUGUUUGCAUGCAGAUGCCAGCAGAAUAUAAAUGCAUUUACCACCACACAGUAUUGAAGUGUAUUUUAAAUUAUGUCAUCUACCUUUUUAUGACCUCCAUGGACCAAAAAGCAAUUAGAUAACCAUUAGCCAGCAAACACAAACAGAUAAGAGGGUAAAAUAGUGUUGUGACGUUCAGCAUGAUUUGAAGAACCACAGGCUCAACACUCUGUGUGUUUUGACUGCACUUUUAUAUAUGAUAAGAAAUGCAGUUUUUUAUUUGCAUGUCCUAAAUUUGACUGAUUAGUUUACUGCUUAGAUAUUUUUUUUAAUGCCUUUAAAUUUUCCCUUGUCAUUUAUAACCAUAUCUGUACCGUAGCUUGUUCCUCGUUCCCUCGCGUAUGUUCUUUGUGUGAAACGUUUAAAUGGUCAUGGGGAAAUAGCAAAGCUACCAUAUGAGCUGGGAACAGUGGGGAACUGUAGCUGCGGCUUCUGUCCUUCAGGUUGUCCUGCAACUUUGACCUUUGAAAGGCGCCACUCGUGCAGAGAGAGAGAGAGAGAGAGAAAGAGAGAGAGAGAGAGCGCGUUAUGCAUGUGAUUUGGAGGAAUGUGUGUACUCAACAAGCCAAAUGCAUCUUUGCAGGCAAGGCAAAGAAUGAAAGGAAAAUAUACGUAUAUUUUUCCAUUUUUGUCAGCAGUUUCUGUUAUACAUUGUGGCAAAGAGGGGAAGUAACCGAAGUCAACACUGAGAGGACAAAUAUUAGGUAUCGCUGUGCUCAUUGUAAGAUGUACUGCAUGUGUUUUUUGCGUUGGCAGUGAGAGAGAAUGUCAUGCUAACGAAAUACUUCGUGGACUGAAGCUUCGACCCUGUUGUCGGACUCUUUUGUGUCUUAUGUGGGCCUUCUGCCAUCCCUGCUUCUUUGUGCUGGUGCGUUUAAUCGUCCCCAUAAAACAAAGGGAUACUGCUGAGUCUCUUCAGAAAGUCACCAUGUUUAGAUGGUCUCUGAUGACCGGACCACACUGAGGUUAAUAGAAUAAACUGACACCUUUCGAAAAGGAGAGGAAGCACUUAAUAGCAGGAGGAGAGAGACUCGUCCACAAAGCCCCCCACAGUGCUCCCUCUUCUCUGCUGCUUGUCUCCCCCCAGCUCCCUUGCCUUAAAUCCGAUCCAUCGCAGUCACUAUGUCUUCCCGGGACCGGCGCUCUGAUCUGUACAUUAAGGCUGAGCCCAGCAGUCCCGAGGGAGGUGGAGGUGGAGGUGGAGGUGGAGGUGGACGGGCCAGCCCGGGCGGGGCUUCUUCUGACUCCUCCCAGAGCACCGGGGGAGGCCAUGGAGCUGGGAGCGCUGGCCGCUACUCGCCGCCGCUCUACACACCACCCUUGCGCUGCCAUUUCAAGGAGGAAGGUCUCGGGGAAGAGGGCUCCACGGGGGGCGGGGGUGGCCGGUGCAAGUACACACUGAGCACGCUCCCUAAGCGGCUGUGCCUGGUGUGUGGAGACGUGGCGUCUGGCUACCACUACGGAGUGGCCUCCUGUGAGGCCUGCAAGGCCUUCUUCAAGCGCACUAUCCAGGGUAACAUUGAGUACAGCUGCCCGGCAUCCAACGAGUGUGAAAUCACCAAGAGGCGCAGGAAGGCAUGUCAGGCCUGCCGCUUCACCAAGUGCCUCAAAGUGGGCAUGCUGAAGGAGGGAGUUCGUCUAGACCGAGUCAGAGGAGGAAGACAAAAGUAUAAAAGACGGCCAGAGGUAGAGAGCGCCACCUACCAAAGCCCACCCUCACUGCACUUACGGAAAGAGGGUAACAAAGGCCCCUCAAAUGUUAUCGUAUCCCACCUGCUGGUGGCCGAGCCGGAGAAGCUGUUCGCCAUGCCGGACCCCCUGCAGCCGGACACGACCCUGCGUACCCUCACCUCCCUGUGCGACCUGGCUGACCGCGAACUGGUCGUCAUCAUCGGCUGGGCCAAACACAUCCCAGGCUUCCUGUCUCUGUCACUGGCAGACCAGAUGUCAGUGCUCCAGUCAGUGUGGCUGGAGGUGCUGGUGCUGGGGGUGGCUUACCGCUCCCUCGGGUACGAGGACGAGGUGGUGUUUGCAGAGGACUUCGUCCUGGACGAGGAGUUGUCCCGACUGGCUGGGUUGAGCGAUCUCAAUACCGCCAUCAGCCAGCUGGCCCGGCGGUACAGGGCCAUGGAACUGGAUAGGGAGGAAUUUGUCAUGCUGAAGGCCAUUGCCCUCACCAACUCAGACUCGGUGUACAUCGAGGACAUGGAGGCCGUGCAGAAGCUGCGAGAUCUUCUUCACCAGGCCCUGCUCGAGCUGGAGAGCCAGCGGCGGCCGGACGACCCGCGCCGAGCCGGGAGGCUCCUGCUCACCCUGCCCCUGCUCCGGCAGACCGCCGCCCGCGCCCUCUCUACCUUCUACAGCAUCAAGAGCCGCGGCGGCGUGCCCAUGCACAAGCUCUUCCUGGAGAUGCUGGAGGCCAUGAUGGACUCUCCGUAGGGUUCCAGGAGGGGACAGUGAGGGACGGCCGAGAAAAGCAUCAAGCAGGACUGGGCGUGGAUUUCAGAAAGGGGUGCAUGGAGGCUGCCGAGGAGGCGUAUUUCUGCGCAGCACGUAGUGCGAACAACCCUGCAGGUUAACUUGUCCUGGGAGGCGGAAUGAGAGACGUUGCAUGAUGCUGCUGCACCUGGGGUGGGACUGAAAGCAGAAGGCGAUGGAUGUUUUAGCUUUAGAGGCCGAGUGAUUCUAAGCGGCACUUACUGACCUGCUGGAAAUCUGAAUAGGAAACCUGUAAGCUGAUAGUUUGAGGAAGGAGUGGGGGAGGAGGACCGGAUAUCAUUUAUGCAGAAACACCAGCGUUCGUCAUAUAAAACGUUUUUUUUUGUAGGUUUUUGAGUGAGUCGUACAUGUGAACGUAACUAUUAGUAUUGCCUGGACUGGAGUAAAUAAUUCACCAAAUUCAGUUCCACACAGAUACACUAGGCUGUAUUUGCAUAUUUAUGCUAACUGUAUUUAAUUAUAUUUGCAUUUAAAGUGCAUUUUUAUUUGGCCCUGCCCUAAGCCAUAUACUAUAUCAGUAUCAUUGUGGCUAGAUUAGAUCUGAAUCUUUAAAUACGUCACAGAUGAAGGGUUAACCCCUCUUCUUGAUUAUAAAGAAGUUUCAUAGUAACAGUAGUUAUAAGACCUAAUAUUGCACAUAAUGUGAUUUGAUUCCACGUAGAGUAGGUUGCGGAGGAUUUUACUGUAAACUGACAAUACACUGUUUAAAUUCUUCUUAAGAGACUUUUAAAAAUGACUGUUGACUGUUUUCAUGAAUUAUUGGAAAUGUAUUUUAGCAAUAGAUGAAUUCCUUAACCCACAUCUGCGCAGGUUUCAUGCUGCCAGUGUUUUACAUUGUCGGACACCUGGAGUCGCAUUUGUGAGAAAAAUAAGUUCAGGAAAGCUGCAGACAGCAGUAAGUAGUUUUUCUUCGUAGAUCUUCCUACCCCUUUACGUCUUUCCGCAGUAAAUGCGGGAAGUAACAGUUUGUCCUAAAACAGGACAAUCAUAAAAUUACAGCCGUAAAAAUUAUAUUGAAUCGUCUGGAUAUCAGGACAAGCUCCGUGCUGUGAAACACUGGUUCUGGUCUGUGACGAAAGGCUGCAGUUCUUUGAAGUAAAACAAAAGCCAGUCAAAGACUUACUGGAGAACAGGAGACACACGAGCUCAAGCCUGCAUCUGCGUUUGCUGGAGAACACAGCCACCCGCCAUCCGCUUAAGCGCAUCACGCCGGCACCUGCUGGCUGGGAAACACGUCCUGGUGAACGCCACAAGUGGGAAAUAUGAACUGGACUAGAAAUCUGCUGCGUUUAUCCGAAGUAGUGCUACAAAAUAUAUCCUGAAGAAUGCAAGAAGUCUAAGGUUGUGUAAUAUUUAUGCCGAAGCAGAGCGAAACUCCUGAAGCUCUGAAUACUCCACCAUUGAGAGGGAUGUUUCAGAAGCAUUUCAGAAAUCACUUGGUAGGUAAUAAUGUAACAUUAUCUACGACCAUCUUACUGUAGAAUAACCCUUGAACCUGCAGAAUUUAAUAAUAGCAGUUAAGUGUACUAUGUAAAAUGAGCUAGAAAAGCAAAUGAUGAUCAUGAUCUCCCAUAAUUAACAGUUAACAGAUGUCCGUGUUUAUGAUUGUGUGCCACUGGGAUUUAGUCCCACACACGCAAAGGACUGUUUUCAUGUACAAAUAAAGCCACUUGCAUACAGAGACAAACCGUAUGAACAGCACAUUUGGGGCUAGACUCUGUAUUAAAGUGGAACACUCUGUGUACCAAUGAAUAUAAGAGAAGGAAUGUUAUAGGUUAUCAGAAGAGUAACCAUGACGUAACCAAGAGUGACAAAUGUCAGGAGAUGCAGUCAGUGACCAAUAGCAUUUAUAUUGGCAAAGAAGCAAAGAAAAUGUAGAUUGUAGCUGUUAGGCUAAAACAAUCUAUUUCACAAAGAAACAGCCAGACAGCAGAAAAACAAAAGCCAUGGUAAAAGUACGAUCCCUUACUCACUUCUCACUGAAGCAAAGCUGAUGCUUGCUAACAUGAAUAAUGGUAGAAAGGUUUCAACUGUGGAGGUAAAAUUCGUAACAUCAAACUAUUCUGGUGCUUCAUCGACAUCUAAUUUUGCAUGCAGAACUUUUUAUGCUCUGAAUAGCCUAUUUUUUCAAUUCUGUGUAUUUCAGUUGUCUUCUGUUGAGUUUUGGUUUUGAAAAUGUGUCUGGAAUUGACUGGGGCUUGAGUUCAUGUUUGGAAUUGCAUUAUUCACAGGCAUUAACUAAGUGUGUGAAUGUAAUUUUCAGUAGAGUAUUUUAACUUUUAUGUGUAUCUGAUUUUAUCAGCUUGAUUUUUUUAACAAAUAGCAUUUAUCCUACAUUUUUAUAAUGUUGUUUUUUUUUUUUAACUUAUAAACCAGGGAUCUGUUAAGCUUGAAUUUAUUUUACUUUUUGAUAUGGAUAUUUCUUAGUCACUGUGUAAUGAGCCAUCUAGUGGCUGGAUGAAAUACAGCAACCUUCAGGUACAGAAGAAAGGAAUAUUCUGUCAGGACAGCAGUGACCUAUAUGGACUAAGCUUUAAUGCAUGGUCCAGUGUGAUUAUGCUGUAGUGCAGUAGUUUAGCUGAACUGCAUGGCAUCAUAAAGCUAUGGGUUUUGUUCAUUCUUUAAUGGCAUAUGGUCUAAUUCUGUUUUGUUCAAAAUGAAAACAUUUGCUAAAUCGUUUCACCACACCUGGUGGCCAAAGUUGGAAAUGCAUAUUCAAAGAAUAACAAUUAUUGUAUAUUUACCUGUUUCAAAUUAUACACUUGAGCAGGAUCCUUAGAUGAAUUCCACUGAAAUUUAUAUACCACUCAAAUCAAUGUCAUUGUCAUUUUUUAACUGUGAAUAAACAACUAUAUAGUGUACAGUGGCAUACCGUCUGUCAGAUGGUUGAUAUUUUUAACCCUAACACAGCUUGUAAAGGGAAUCAAGUAGAAAGUGGUUUGAGUCAACCUAUGCAUAUUCAUAUAAGUAUUUGUGUAAGAGCAACAUGAAUAAUCAAAACCAAUGAUAAUUUUACAAAAUUUAAUGUACAUUCACUGUAAAAUUAAUCAUGACACACACAUAUAUAGAUGUUUGCGUGUGUGUAUGUAUAUAUAUAUAUAUAUAUACACACACACACACACACACACACAAACUUAUGAUAGGGUGAUGGAAGAAGACAUUUGUUUUUGAUGUAUCAACUGAAAGUGUUGAAUCUUAUUUCUAAGCUGAAAUAAAGACUCAUUUUUCCAAUGUUUUAAAAGUAAAAAUGCUUUUUUGUGUUUGUGCAUUGAAAGUGUCUCGUGUUUUUGUGUUAUAUUUCAUUUGAACUGUUCGCAGUUGUCAGCUGGCCACUUUAAAAUCGCUGUGUAGGAACACAAAUAUGAACUAGCCUAACCUACUUUGUUUUGUAAUAAAACAACAUGCAGAAUGA